Molecule: messenger RNA, 3006 nt
Organism: Bursaphelenchus xylophilus (pine wood nematode)
Lineage: Eukaryota; Metazoa; Nematoda; Chromadorea; Rhabditida; Aphelenchoididae
Source: the annotation of a GenBank genome assembly
AUGUUGAACCAUGAAGGAAUGCGCUCACGUCUGUAAGCUGCGGCCCAGCCCUUGACUUUCCGACAUUUUUCGCGCUGCACGCACUUGUCGUCUACUUUAAAGAUCUGAGCUUUUUACAGCUUAUACAGCGUAAGGCACAGCUCAUCAUAGACUAUUCGGGUGACCGAUCGGUCGCUGAUGCCGAUCUCACAGCCAAUUUUUUCUUGAAAAUAGCGUUUUGCUGUUGGUGAUCUCCCGGUUGACAGAACCGCUGGCGGUGCGUUUUCUUUUACGUCCUGGACGCUUACUAUCGUUGUCAAGCUCCCUACAUCGCGUGAUUACUUUUGACACAACGUCCUUUCUAUACUGGGCAGAUUUACAACUUGAACGGCUCAAAAAUAGUGACAGAAUUGCAGUUCCUUUGUUUGACAUUUUAAAAAACCACGUUAGUUAAUCGAUAUGAACACGAAACUGAAAUGUCUAGGACAGAAAAAAACGGAGAUUUUAGUGGUACAAAAAUCUUUUGGCCUGACCUAAACAUUUUCGCGUCAGGACCAAUGGAAAAAAACAUGCAUUUUUUUGGGACACCCUGUAUAUCCGAAAACAAUUUAUUGAUCAAAAAAAUUUUGAUUUUUCAGCAAAAAAUUGCCUUAAAAGGGCUUAAAAAAGGGAUAAAAGAGCCUUAAAAGGAGUUUUGCAGGAAAUGCCCUGAGGGCAUAGACAUAUUUUUUCUAAAAAUGCGAUAAAUUUGCUUUAUUUUUCCACCUAAAAUUACAAAAACGUCUUUCUGGAGGUAUGGGGAAUUGAACCCCAGCCCUCUCGCAUGCUAAGCGAGCGCUCUACCCCUGAGCUAUACCCCCACGGUCACAACUGCUCUUCGAUGGAAAUGCCAAUCGUUUUUUUGGGAUUAGCGCAAUGUUUCUAAAGCCUUGCUGGAUAUAAAAAAAAUCCAAAAGAAGCGAACGGGAUGUUUCUUUCUACUCGAUGACGUAAUUUUAUAUUAUCCUUGAGAUCAACCGAAAAAAUUUUGAAAAAAAAAAUAUUUUUAUCAGUCCGAAAAGUUACAGUGUCCAUAAGGUUAAUUUUAUAUCUGGAAAUUGUAUUUUUAGGCUUCCACGAUCAGCAGAAGCAGAUGAGCUCACAAUUGACAGAGAUUUCACCCUCAAACGGGUAAAACCGCCGGUUGGGAAGGCCAAAGUGCCUUCCAAGUCGGCUAACGCUGAAUUCCUCAACAGUUUUAACGCCGAAAUUGAUGAAGAAAAUUCUGAAGCCUCUGUAACACCCAGAACUGAAGUAAUUGAAGAAGCUUCUACCGGAAAAGAGACGAAUGUUUUGCCAGAAGCAAGCUUGCCAGAAACAACAACUUUUGUGGAAUCUAAAUCGAAGGAGAAGCCAGAAGAAGCAUCACAAAAGCAAAUCAAACAGCCGGUCGCAUUACCAGCCACAGAAACCUCGGUUUCGGGUUUGGAAAAUGGAGAAAACUCAAUUUUUCUCCCAGAAGUCAUCAAAGAGACAUCUUCGACUUCCGCAGUUCAAAACUCUGGCCCGGAAGAGCCGGAAAGUCCCAGAUCGUCUUCUGAGACUUUCUCUGUAACUCCUGUAGACUCAGCAAGCCCUGAAUCUACUGUCGAAGCAGUUGCUGUCCAAGCAGGGCCUUCAAAAGUUCCAAAUCUUUCUCCAGAGGCGACAGAGGCCUCAACAGUCCAGGGAUCGGUCUCAGAAUCAACUGCAGAGCAAGCAACUGAAGCUCCAUCAUCCUCAGUAAACAAUGAAUCGUCAGAGCCUACAAUUGAAGCUUCAACGUCGACAAUAAACAGUGAAUCGUCAGAGAAUGCUACGGCCUUUUCAGCGUCUUCAAAAAACAGUAAAUUGUCUACAGAAGUUCCAGAAGCUAUCGAAUCAUCGUCGGUGCCACUGGAAGCUGUAGAGACGACCUCGGAGCCUUUAAAUUCGGAGGCAUCAACAAGCAUAGACUCUAACGCUGUAUCUGCUGGCCUAGCGGCUCCUUAUUCACCAGCGGAGGAAGAAAUCUCAACUUCAAAGCAAAAUGAAGUCACUCCAGCAUCCUCAAAGACAAGUUCUGCUCCGGGAGUGGCACCAGAGCCAUCCGAGACUACGGAAUCUCUGGAAGUGCCGUCGAAAACCUCUGAGACUACUGUCUCAUCCUCUGAGGCCAUUACCUCAUCUCCAGAAGUCUCAACAUUGUCCGCAUCGCAUACAGAGGACGCCGGCUCAUCUUCUUCUCUUCCUGUAGCCGCCAAGCCAGCGAAUAUUGCGUCACAAACAAUUGAAGGCUCUAUUUCGUCGCCCGAAGGAGCAGUGGUCCCUCAGACAGCAGUGGAGGAGCCGUCAGGGCCACAAGAAGGCGAUAGCUCGACUAAUGAAGAAACUACUGCUCCAAUCGAUGAGCCAGGAACUCCAGAGUCACCUGACUCAACGGCUGAGCCGCCAAAUGGCUCUACGGCAAGUCCAGACGACAAUAAGCCACCUGCUGCUGAAGAUGCUACUCCAGACAGCUCUACGCCUCUUCCAGAGGCUUCACAGUCCUCCGUCUCGAAACCAGACUCUUCCACAUCGCUUCCCUCGGCUCCAGAGCCCUCUGCAAUCCUAAUUCCCCCUCCAAAAGACGUUGAUCCGACUUCAGAAGUCGUUGUCCAGCCAGCCACUUCUUCAUCCUCCGUCAACGUAGCUCCCAAAGGUCCUCAAGGCCCUGCCGAACCCAGCACUGUGGAUCCCUUCUAUCUCCAGCCAUUCCCAACAUUUUCCCUUCCCAUAAUCACCGAGCUCCCCGGUUGGACGGGUCAAAUGCCAGACGAUAUUCAUGUCUUCGACCCGUUGAAUGAGCUGCAACAUGUGCAAAUCCCGGGCUAUCGUGGAGCGGUUGAGGAGAGCUGGAAGUCGGUGCAUAGCAUGCCUGGAGCCAUCGGAAGUAAUGGGAAAUUGGACCCGGUACUGGCCGCUUUCCCUCCGGCACAUUACUUGAUCCCGUAUGACACGUUCUUGGACGAAGGAAAAAAGACAAAUUAA